CAAACUUGUUUCAGGAAAAAGCGCCUGAACGUUUUUUUUUUUCUCUCUCCCUUCGCUAGAAGAAACAGGACAGCCGCCGCCUCCGUGCCAAGGAGAAGGCGUAGACUUCCUCCAAACAUUUCCUUCGCCAUCUCCGCUUUCGAGACUCAAAAGUUCUUGUGGAAUCUAUUUUGAAUUUGGAGAGGAGUUUUUUUUUUUACACCUUUACCGCCUCAACACCACCUGUUUAUUUUCCUUUUUCUUUGCUCUAAAAACAACAGAGAGGAGCUGAACGUUUGCGGAUAUGGACUGGGGAACAGACCUUUGGGACCAGUAUGACCACAUUGACAAGCACACGCAGUCAGGUCUCGACCUGGUGGAGCGAUACAUAAAGUUUGUGAAGGAACGGACAGAGAUUGAACAAAGUUAUGCCAAGCAACUCAGAAGUCUUUCAAAGAAGUAUGCUAAACGAGGGAGCAAAGAAGAACAAGACUGCAAAUUCAGCAAUCAUGCAUCGUUACAGGAGAUCCUGAAUGAGCUGAAUGAUUACGCCGGCCAACGGGAGCUCAUUGCUGAAAACAUGAUAACCGGCAUCUGUGUGGAACUCACCAAAUACCUUCAGGAUCUCAAACAGGAACGCAAAACACACCUGUCUGAUGCCAAGAAAGCCCAGCAGAAUCUAGAGAGCAGCUUUAAACAACUAGAAAGUACUAAGAAGCGCUUUGCAAAGGAGUGGGCCGAGGCCGACAAAGCCACACAACAAGCAGAGAAAACAGAGAGCGACCUCAAUGCCACCAGACUGGAUGUUGAAAAGGCCAAGCAGCAUGCCCACUCCCGCACACACACAGCGGAGGAGUGCAGGAACGACUACGCUGCUCAGCUCCAGAAAUACAACAAGGAACAAAACUUCUUCUACUACACAGAGAUACCACAGAUCUUCAAUAUGAUGCAGGACAUGGACGAGCGGAGGAUUCGGAAGCUGGCAGAGGGUUACGGCCAGUUUUCAGAGAUAGAGAAGAAAGUGCAGCCCAUCAUUUCCAGGUGUUUAGAAGGAAUCUCUGCAGCAGGUGUAAAAAUAAAUGAGAAACAGGACUCACUUCUGUUUAUAGAGCAGCACAAGUCCGGUUUUGAGCGACCUGGAGAUGUGGAGUUUGAAGACUACAGCCAAGGUAUCAAACCAGCGACCUCUGACUCAAGUCUAAACCCACCCAAAGUGCGUGCCAAGCUCUGGCCUUUCAGCAAGAAGAACAAGAUAACGCAUGCUGAAAAACUCAUGCCACCUGCUGCGGAAGAUUUCUCUCAUUUUCCUCCGGAGCAGCAGAAGAAGAGGCUGCAGGCGAAGAUUGAUGACAUCACCAAAGAGCUGCAGAAAGCGCAGGAUCAAAGUGAUGCUCUGGAGAAGAUGAAGGGUGUGUACGAGCAGAAUCCACAGAUGGGAGACCCCUCCAGUCUGGAGCCACAGAUCACAGAAACUUCCCAGAACAUCGGCCGCCUGAGGGGGGACCUCACAAAAUAUGAGACGUGGCUGUCGGAAGCAGUUGGAGGAGAAGAAGCUGCCAACACCAUCAACAAUAACACUCAACAUGGUGUUGUAGCGGCUAACCCCACUCAGAACAUCUACACAGAAUUUGAAGACGAGUUUGACGACAUAGAAAGUCCUAUCGGCCAGUGCACGGCUCUGUAUACAUUUGAAGGCCACAGUGAGGGCACGGUUUCCAUUACUGAGGGAGAGCUGUUGAGUAUAAUGGAAGAGGAUAAAGGAGAUGGGUGGAUGAGAGUCCUUAGAUCCAGUGGAGAAGAGGGCUAUAUACCUUCAUCCUAUGUGAAACUUGGCCCAUAACAUUCACACCGUCACAUAAACUUAGAGCUUGUGGUGGAAAGUUUAGAGUCAGAGGUGAAUUCAAAGUCAUCCACGAUAAUUGGAGCUGUUCUCUCCAUCUUUUACCUCGGCCAGUGACGUGUAUGGUGAGAUGAAAGUGAGUGAUUAUAAAGCUCGUUAUCAAGGCUGACUGCAAUUAUCCCACACUCCGUGCUUUGUCUCUAUGCAGUAGCAAAGUCUGUCUCCAAACAAAGAUGGUCAUUCCUCUCUGAUCUUUCUAGAUUUCAGCUCUGUUAAAAACCAAACAUUUGAAUGUAUACCUGAACUUUUUGUCACUGUGUUUAGUGACGACGCCUGUAUCAUAAUCAACUUCAUUUUUGUUAUGUCAAUAUAUCCACUAACUUGACUUUCCCAUUGCCACUUCUAAUAACGUGCUGAACUUGUUCUGUUUAUUACACUAACCUUCUACAAAAAGCUAUUUACUGACAGAAUAAUGAGGGUUGUUUUUUUUUAAAUCAUGGGAGUGUUGACGUUAUAUGACGUGUAACUGGAUGAAAACCACUGCUAGACAGGGAUUUCUGGAAAUAUAAAACGCCUCCAUAGAGCUGUCAUUUUUAAUCAUAGGUUCCACUUUUCUGUUUGUGUCAUUUUUACCCCCAAUUAUGCACAGUCAUUUUCAGACACCGUGUGGUCUCUCAAUAAAAACAAAAUGUUAGUAGUGUGGGAUCAUGGGGGUUCAAGUCUUAACUGUUUUACAAACCACUAUUGCAGAUCAAAAUAUCCCUCACAUGGUUCCAACAGAGAACAUGUUCAGAAACAGGUAACCUUUAAAUGUUUCAGUCCUGUUAAAUCCAGUCUAGUUUUGUAAUUUCAGUCUAUUAAAACAGCAGCAAGUAAAGUUUGCUUAGGUAAAUAGUAAAUAGUGCCGAUAUAAUUUCCUACUGUCUUCGACAUUUUGCCUGCUGCUGUCUUUGUUUUUUGGAACCAGGGAUGACAUUACUUGGAAUAACAGCUAGAUACAACAAGGUUUAGUUUAUUGGCUCAAAUCAGAUGAGUAGUAGAUAUGAGUCAAAUAAACAUUCAACCGCUGUACAUUUGUCAUAAAUGUAGAAAUUAGCUAUAGGGACCAAACUUUUUUGAUGUUGUGCAUGGCUGCAAGCGUGUAUUUCAGCUGUUUAGUUAACUUUUUAACAUGGGAGGUCUAUGGGGAUAAACUUGCUAUUGAAGCCAGCCCCAAGUGGCCAUUUGAAGAACUGCACUUUUGUGCAUUUCCUUGUUGGCUUAAUUUUAUAGCAGAUUAAAUAUUUAAGACUCUGAAAGAUGCCUUCUGAAUCUGAGUGAUAAAGUUUCAAAUAAGCUUUUGAAUAUAUUUAUGUUCACACAGAAGAAGAGCUGUGAGUUUGAAUCCCUAUCACCUGCAUUUUAAGUGUUUAAAGAACUUUAAAUGGCCCGUAAGAGCAGGAGGAACUAUUAAGGCAAGCAAGAAAACUGUUAAACUACAUCCUGGCAUGUGUGAAUAGUUUAAAGAAGAAUGUGAACCUAACCUUAUAACUCUGUACUUUAAUUACAAUUUCUCUGCUAAAGCAAAUUUGCACAAAAUGUUUUGUUUUUGUGAAUUAAAGAAACAAAUAUGGAAUAAAUAGCACAAUAGCAAUAA
Molecule: messenger RNA, 3455 nt
Organism: Labrus mixtus (cuckoo wrasse)
Lineage: Eukaryota; Metazoa; Chordata; Actinopteri; Labriformes; Labridae
Product: cdc42-interacting protein 4 homolog
Exons: 15
Coding region: 284-1819 (511 amino acids)
Biological process (GO): signal transduction
Molecular function (GO): protein binding
Source: RefSeq, a predicted model, not a curated record